AUGCUUCAAGACCCCAUGCCUGGGGUGCCUGCGGCGGUACUGACAAUCACAAGAUCACCUCGACGGGGUAUUGUACUUGUAGAAGCUGCGCAUGUAACAUGCCGGGGUGCUGACCCAAGAUCUGACGGAGACACCAACUCAGGAACGUGGGUUUUGCACAGCCUCGAUUUGGGAGUCCUCUUUGUCGACGCCAGAAAUAAGCUUAGACAUGCUGUCCCACUUCCCUACUCGUCUGUCCGAGUUCCUUCUUACAGUCUGCACACUCUCUUUAAAUCUGGACAACUAUCGCCGCCCCAGCAAGAGAAGGGCCAGCAGGAGGAAGAGGUCUCGUUCUCACCUGUGCAACACUUUUUCGUAGCACACAUAUAUAUUAAAGACAAAGCACUGACCUGUAGCCUUUCUCCCCUUUUCCCAUACCUGCCCAUCGCAUCGUUAUCAUCGCCAUCCGGAGCCCAGUUGGACUACGGAUACGGUCCCUCGCCACCUCCAGCCGAACGAAGCCUCUCACGAUCUACGGCAAUGAUAGACACCCCCCUGUCCACCUCCCGACCAGGUCUUCUCUCGCUAACCAAGAGCCUCCUGUUCACUCUCCUCUGCGGGAUCGUCGUUCUGAUCUUUGAACACAGCUGCCGCCUUCGAGCUGAGAUCCUCGAAGAGAAAAGCGAAAUCGGGGUCCCCAAGGACACCAAGGCCAUGGGCGACGAUGCCUUCCCCGAGACCAAGACUCAGUUCACUGCUACAAGCGCCGCCGGUCAAGCUAGACCUGUCGUUCUCGUGCCUCAAGUCCGCCCACAUGUCACCGCCGAGCCCCACGGACAGUCAACAGGCAAGGCCGACAAUAAAGAGAAUCGUGACCUUGGUCAGAAGGCCAAAGACGCGAGCCACCGAACCGCUUAG
Molecule: messenger RNA, 897 nt
Organism: Thyridium curvatum
Lineage: Eukaryota; Fungi; Ascomycota; Sordariomycetes; Thyridiales; Thyridiaceae
Exons: 4
Coding region: 1-897 (298 amino acids)
Source: RefSeq, a predicted model, not a curated record